GAUUUUUUGUUUGGGUUUGUUUAAACCUCGUUCUGAUGAGAAAAAAGAAGUUUGUUUAUAUUUACAAUUUUUAUAUUUCUCUCCUUGUUUACGAAAAUAUACAACCACGUCCCCGAACUUCUUAGGGUUCUUUUUAGCAUUGGGAUUGAAACUGAAGAAGACGUUGAUGUAUUGUGGAUGUAAAAAAUAUAAUAACUUUCGUUAUUAAUAACUCUCGUUCAAUAAUAACCUCUUUCAACUGAAAGUGGGACAACAUUUGAAAAUGGGUUUAAACAGUUGAAUCAGCCCACGGCGAGUUAAGUUUUAAAAAAAAACAAAGCGAACUGGAAGCUGGCAUUACAUUAUUUUACACAUAGUUUCAUUUUGAACAGUUAUGAAUCCUGAUAUGAAUAUACUUGAAAGGCGAAAACACAUAUACAGAAACGAUACUCUGGCCAGCACUCUACAGCAGACAGUCUGCAAAGUUUUUACUCUUGUGCACGCGUAAGAUAGACGAGUUUUGCUAAUGGUUUUUUCUAGCGCGCAUACAUAACAGAAUAAUACACGUCAAGGCCAAUGAAGAUGCCGAAAUUCGUGGAAAAUGGUUGCGCAGCAACAAUUAGACAUUUCGAGAGAGUGAAUUUAAUCCAACUUCGUCCCCAGUGGCUUUUUCCUUUUUCGACAUCGAGGUCAAGUAAGCGCUAGCGGCUUAGACAUAGGCACAAAAACCGGGGACGAGGAAGUCCUAAAUCCUAAACAUCGAAAAAUAAGUUGUCGACAAGUGUUCAGUUUAUAAAAAUUGGGUGUUUAGAACUGUUGAAAAUAUAACCUUUAGAACAUUUACAUCCUCUGUGAAUAGCGAAAGAAAAAGACAACCUCGUUUUCGGAUCCUUCUGAAAUCACAAGCUAAAGGGACGGGGGAACGAAGGGUGAGAGAAAAGGAAGAAUGAAAUGUAAAAACAAAUUAAAGUAAAAAAAUAUCAUCAAAAUUCUAAUAUAAGAUAUUUUUCUUUUAUAUAUAAUUUUUUUUUUAGUUAUAAUUCUUUAUCUCAGUUAUAAUUUAAGUACCCAGUGAACUUGCAAAGACAGAAAAAAAUUAUUCGACAUAGAAUAUGUUCCAACCAUUUCCCAGCGCAUUUUGCCUUGUUGAUGAAGUUGAUAGCGGCGUAAUAACGGCCCCAGGGGCCACAAGACCCUGAUGACAAGGUUGAAAAUGUUUGACUUAAAGGAAUAAGUUUUUUUCCUUAUAUCUCUUCUCUAAUUCAAACAUUUAAACAAACAGAACAAGGUACACCAAUAUCUAUUCGAGAUAAUACGAUAUACGAGGAAUUUCCUGUACAAAAUUUUAAUUAAAGUGAAAACCCUAGUCAAACUAAUACAAUACGUAUGAUAUACGUAAACAAACUCGCGAAUAAAGUUUACAAAAAGCUGUCUAUCAAAUUGUGAUUUCUGUUACGAAGUUAGACACGACAUAUUUUGUUAUUCGGAUAGGCAAUAAUAUUUGUUACGCAUUAUGCAAAAAUUGAUUUGUGAGAUCUUCUUGAACGAAAAAUUCCUCGAACGUGAAGCCCAGAAGAGGAAUUCAGAAAGUUAAUGGCCGAUAAGACUUUGUUUCUCUCUUACGUAAUGUUGUAGAAGUUUUUGCAGACUACUUUCCAGGCAUUUGGGAGACCUUAAUUCUGCCUACAUUCACUUUUGUAAACUUUGGUGGAGACACUUUUACUUUACCGGUUAGUUAAAAAAUAAUUACCAAGAUGAGAUUCGAACACAUGACUACUCCCGUUUCGGUGCUCAGAGAGGCAAAAAUUUCCAUUCUUGUGGGACACAUUUGCGUUUUAAUACAAGCUCACGAGCUUGUAAAAAGCUAAAAAAUAGAAUUUUUGAGGAAUUUUUAAAAGAAAACAAAUAUUUUUGAGUACGAGGUUGCUAAUCACAUUUGCUAAAUUUCAUGCUCAACAAAAGCAAGGAGUUUUUGCACGGUUUUCAGCUUCUGGAAAUUUUGACAAGUUUACAAUGUUUCUUUCCGCUUGACUUCAGAUAAAUUACAACAAUGAUUUUAAAUAUAUUUGAGAUUUUAAAAGACGAAUUUACUCCAUGAUUCAUGUGAAUAUUAAGUAGACGCGAUAAUCAAGUGAAAAAUUUAUCGAGAGGUUGCACUCUUCACGUGAGCACGAUGCCAGAUGAAGAAUUGGAGUUCACAGAAUAUGAGAAAAUGAACAAAGAUAUUACGAAAUUUGAAGAUACAUCACAUUUUUCUAAAGUUUCAUGGAUGGUGACAGAGAAAAUUCACGGCGCUAACUUCAGUUUUCAUACAGACGGAAAAACAGUUCGCACAGCCAGAAGAAGAGGCUUGCUAGACAAUGGUGUUAAUUUUUUCAACUGUUUGACUGCUGACUUUAUGAAGAAACAGCCAGAAAAAAUGAAUGACGCAUUUAGGGCUGUUUGCAGUUUGCAUCCAGAAAAAGAAAUUGUACAAGUGUCUGUGUAUGGAGAGCUAUUCGGAGGUAAAUACAUCGUAAACGGUAAAGCUCUUCAUAAAAAAAAUAUAGGUCCGAUACAACAUCAGGUCCAAUACAGUCCAAAUAUUGAAUGGAAUGCUUUUGAUAUCUCCUACAGAACUAAACAAGAUUUGGAUCAACAGGCAUACGUUGACGCUGAUGCAGCAUUAAAGAUUUUUGAUGACCUUGGCAUCCUAUACAUCAAGCCGCUUUUUAUUGGACCAAUGAAUGAGGCGCUAAAUUAUAAACUUGGUUUCGACUCUACUAUACCUUCGAUAUUAGGAUUGCCUCCCUUAGAAAAAGGAACAAAUAAAGCAGAAGGGAUUGUUGUCAAGCCGGUGAAAAACUUAGUUGGUACAGUGGAAGGAGAAAAACAGCGAGUAAUCGUAAAAGUGAAAUUAGAAGAGUUUAUUGAGAUGUGCAGAAUACCACAACCUAAAGAGAAUAAAGUGAAAGAACGAUCAUUACAAGCAAAGAUAUUUGACUACGCAAACAAGAUGCGCUUGAUCAGUGCAAUAUCUAAGAUUGGUGCUCCUAAAACUCCUGAAAUUGAAGAAGAAAUACGCGAAGAAUUUAUGAACGAUGUUUUUGUAGAUGUUAAAGAAAACGAAGCACUGCAAACACAAUGGGAAAGUGCGGAUGAAGAGACAAAAGUUAAAAUAAGAGAUAUAAUGAAAAGAAAAGUAGACGGUUUAAUAAAACAAUACAAGCAAAAUGAUAGCUGAUAAAUCCUUAACUUCAUAAAUAUAAAAAAAACAAAUAUUUAUUUGUCUAAAUUUUAAUGACGCGUUGUUCUCAGGUCAUUUUGUAUCUUUUUACAUAUCAUCGUGAUGCUGAGAGCCUGGGAACGAAUUUAGUUAUCUAUCGAGUGAUACGUAUUUUUUAGGCCACUGGUUAUUAUUUUCAAAGGUAUUAAAAACGAGCGGGACGAGACCUUUAAAUGUACCGAAUUGAUCAUGUACCUUUAAAACUUACCAGUAUACAGAUGCGGUAUAAUCAGUGCCAUAGAAAUGAGGCCGUUUAAAUUUAAAGACCAGAAUAUGUAAGACGGGCAAUUCCUUCGAAUUUUCAGCGACUACAAUUUGUAUAUUAUCGUAUUUUGAUGUUAUUUAUUUAGUCGAGGUAAUAAAUAAGUAAAUAACA
Molecule: messenger RNA, 3620 nt
Organism: Hydractinia symbiolongicarpus
Lineage: Eukaryota; Metazoa; Cnidaria; Hydrozoa; Anthoathecata; Hydractiniidae
Product: RNA-editing ligase 1, mitochondrial-like
Exons: 6
Coding region: 2153-3202 (349 amino acids)
Source: RefSeq, a predicted model, not a curated record